Silurus meridionalis is the source of this 6037-nucleotide messenger RNA. RefSeq names its product protein mono-ADP-ribosyltransferase PARP6. Gene Ontology annotation, cellular component: nuclear envelope; intracellular anatomical structure; membrane. Gene Ontology annotation, molecular function: NAD+ poly-ADP-ribosyltransferase activity; kinase binding; protein serine/threonine kinase activator activity. The transcript is spliced from 23 exons. NCBI's taxonomy places the organism in Eukaryota, Metazoa, Chordata, Actinopteri, Siluriformes, Siluridae. The coding region runs from base 473 to 2398 and encodes 641 amino acids. The record is from RefSeq and is a predicted model, not a curated record. Gene Ontology annotation, biological process: endoplasmic reticulum unfolded protein response.
AUGAUCUUGGAGCCUUGCUCAUGCUGCGCAUGCUCAGCCUGCUUCGUGUUGUCAGGCAAAGAAUAAGCCAGCACUGGAAGCAGAGAUCUGCAACAGAUAAACACACACACGCACACACACAUUCAAACACACAUUUGGAUGAAGCCAGAAAGGGAAAAUCAGUGUCAAACAGCAUGAAAACGGAAGUUACGUCCUCAAUUCAUUUUUCAUUUUUUGUGCCCAGGCAUUGGAUGCUCUCCUUCAGAAGGCGCCUGUAAACCAAGAGAAGAGGGGAGGACGCAUCACUGGUGGAAAAGUCCAUUGAUGCAAAGGGGACUGCAAAGAGCUUGUCCCUCCAUCUUUUUUCCAUCAAGUUCUUCACACAGAAGCUGCAGAGCUUUAGACUCCAUUGAAGCAGUAUAUUCCAUGCCUUCGGGGUGUUUGAUGUGAAAUGGAUGGAAACAGUCCAAACCUGUCAGAGCUUCAUCUCUAAAUGACUGAUCCAAUGGACAUCAAAGGUCAGUGCUGGACAGAUGAGGAAUCAGAUGGAGAGAAUGAGCCUGAGCAGUUCCUCUAUGGAAUUCAGGGGAGCUGUGCGGCUGAUCUGUAUCGCCAUCCCCAACUGGAUGCUGACAUCGAGGCUGUAAAAGACAUUUACACGGAUAGUGCAAUAUCAGUCAGAGAAUAUGGCACAAUUGAUGAUGUGGAUAUCGACCUCCAUAUCAACAUCAGCUUCCUAGAUGAGGAAGUUGCGACAGCAUGGAAGGUCAUUCGAACAGAGCCCAUCAUCCUGCGCCUCCGCUUCUCCCUCUCGCAGUAUUUGGAUGGACCUGAGCCCUCAGUCGACGUAUUUCAACCUUCUAACAAAGAUGGAUUCAGCCUCGGACUUCAACUGAAGAAGAUCCUCAGCACCUUCAUCUCCCAGCAAUGGAAACACCUGAGUAAUGAGUUCCUGAAAGUUCAGCAGGAGAAGAGACACAGCUGGUUUAAGGCUGGAGGGACUAUAAAGAAGUUUCGUGCAGGCCUCAGCAUCUUCUCCCCCAUCCCUAAAUCUCCCAGUUUUCCCCUGAUCCAGGACACGGCGCUGAAGGGGAAACUGAACGUGCCUGAGCUGAGAAUGACUCGUCUUAUGAAUCGAUCCAUCUCCUGUACCAUGAAGAACCCGAAGGGGGAGCUGUUCAGUUAUCCCCCAAAUAGCCAGACUGUGGCAGUCCCGGCGGGCAGGGCCCCGGCGCAGAUUACCACGCGGCAGCUGAUUGAAUUGUUUUUCUCAUCCCAGGCGGGCGGCCACUGCAAGAACAUCCCCACUCUGGAGUACGGUUUCUUAGUGCAGAUAAUGAAGUAUUCUGAGCAGCGCAUCCCGACCCUGAAUGAGUACUGCGUGGUGUGUGAUGAGCAGCACGUCUUUCAGAAUGGCUCUAUGCUCAAGCCUGCAGUAUGCACCAGAGAGCUGUGUGUGUUCUCAUUUUACACUUUGGGAGUGAUGUCAGGUGCAGCCGAAGAGGUGGCUACAGGAGCUGAGGUUGUGGAUCUUCUAGUUGCCAUGUGCAGAGCUGCUUUAGAGUCUCCCAGAAAGAGCAUCAUCUUUGAACCAUAUCCCUCCGUAGUCGACCCCAAUGAUCCCAAAACCCUCGCUUUUAAUCCCAAGAAGAAGAAUUAUGAAAGACUGCAGAAGGCGCUAGACAGUGUUAUGUCCAUACGGGAAAUGACCCAGGGAUCCUAUUUGGAGAUAAAGAAACAAAUGGAUAAACUCGACCCCCUGGCUCAUCCUUUAUUACAGUGGAUAAUAUCCAGUAACAGAUCUCAUAUCGUCAAAUUGCCUCUAAGCAGGCAGCUGAAGUUUAUGCACACGUCCCAUCAGUUCUUGCUCCUGAGCAGCCCACCUGCAAAAGAAGCUCGAUUUCGGACAGCCAAGAAGCUCUACGGUAGCACCUUUGCAUUCCAUGGUUCACAUAUCGAGAACUGGCACUCUGUUCUGAGAAAUGGACUAGUCAACGCCUCCUAUACCAAAUUACAGCUGCAUGGGGCAGCCUAUGGCAAGGGCAUCUAUCUCAGCCCCAUCUCCAGCAUAUCUUUUGGAUAUUCAGGAAUGGGUAAAGGACAACACCGGAUGCCAACCAAAGAUGAACUGGUGCAGCGCUAUAACCGUAUGAACACCAUCCCUCAAAGUCGUCCGAUUCAGUCACGAUUUCUACAGAGUCGGAAUCUAAACUGCAUUGCACUUUGUGAAGUGAUCACAUCCAAAGACCUCCAGAAACACGGAAACAUCUGGGUGUGUCCUGUUUCAGACCACGUGUGCACACGCUUUUUCUUUGUAUAUGAAGAUGGCCAGGUGGGAGAUGCUAACAUCAACACCCAGGAGCCCAAGGUGCAGAAGGAGAUCAUGCGUGUGAUUGGCACUCAGAUCUACUCGGGCUGAGAGGGAACCUCGGGGCUGUCUCCAGGGACUUGGUGCUGCAGAAACACAGCUGUAGCACCUUAGCUUUUGCUCAGAGAGAAGAAGCAGGAGAGCCGAAUCUUUCAAUCCACCCUCUGUCCUCCCUUGUGCUUCUCUUCUGCUUUUGUUCCUUCUUCUUUUCCUGGACUUUCAUGAGAAGGUUUGGAUGUGCGUCCCCUCUCUUCUCCCCGUGUCCCCUUUCGAGGCUGCUGAGUCGUACGGACCCGUCCUUUCCCUCCAUCUGUAGCAGGAAGUGAUAAGAAAGUACGAAGCAAACUUUAUGUGGAAGUAUUUUAUAUGGCACACUAUAAAGACCCAACUUUUGGCACACUGUGCCCAAAGGCAGUUUCACUGCCAACGAAUGCUAAAGCAAGAACAGAACUUCAUGACUUGUGGCAUCUAUAUACCACCUCCUUCCAUCACGACGGACGAGAUGCCUGAUUGGAUGCUUAAAUCUGUCCAUCAACCUGAUGUGAACUCACCAAUCACACCAUGGCCUCCUAUCUUUCGAUCCUCGGACACUCGCUUUCAUUUCCGUCCAGUCCUGAGCUGAAUAACCGUAUCGCUCCAUCACACCUCUUCUACUGUUUAUAGCGUUCUCAUUCACCAAACAGUUAUCAGGCGGAAUCUUUAAAAAAGUAUAUAUUUCAGGUCUCGGGAUCGAGAGCGCCAGAUCUUCUUGCACCCUUAUUGCGUUUUUACAAGAAAAAAAAAAGAAAGAAACAUCCUGCUCUUGAUCUGUUUACUUUCAUAUUCUUUGAGUAAUGGCGUAUUAAUAUCCAAGAUGCGGUUAUCUCCGAGGCUGCUGUUGUUCAGCUACUCCUUCUGGUAAAAUCAAUUUCCUUUUCUUUUGUCUCCGGUGCACAGCAUGGCAGAAACACGAUCAUGAACAUGAACACACACACACAUACACAUGCGCUGGAAAGAUGUUUACUGUUAAUUUAUCAGCGGGAGCACGGGCGCUUCGGUUUGACAAAUUAAAUAACGGAAUUUCAUUAUUGCUCAUAUUCACAGCUAUUCCUCCUAAUCACCGAGUUCUCUAAUUUCAUUAUGUCCUGGGCGGGGAAAGCUCUCUGACAAGGUCAUUUAACAUAAAUCGAAGAAAUCAAAACCUCAUUUAACAUUCCUUUACAGCUACUGGUUAUGGACACAAACCCUGUUUCUUCAUAGUAUACAGUAUAACUGAGAGGCGUCGAAUCCUCCGGCUCGAGUUCUUUUGAAAUAUAUUCCUUCAGCUUGGUGUGAGUUCUGAAAAUGCUCUUCAAGCGUGAACCACGUGUUUCUCCACAUACAAGCUCGGAGUCUGUUAUCACUCAAACAAACCCGUGUAACGUGAGAACGAACACUACGGACUUGACGAAUGUUUGCCGCCGUUUGAGGCAUUUGAAUGAAUGCAAGCAGUUUGUAAAUAAAAUCUCUGUGUUAACUGCAAACGAACAAACAGGAUAGCCGUCUUUCGUCUCCUUUACAGGCUCCUGGGUGCAUUUAUGUCUGUCCAGUUCUGCUUUAUUAUUGCUUUUAUUGUGUGCCGGUGCUCCAGCAUAAAAAAAAAAAAAAAGGAAAGAAAAAAAAGCAUUCGAAAGCAGUAACCUAAUGAAAAAAUUAAGUUGCUAUGUGCACAAUUGUAGAUAAUUCUUUUUUUUUUGUAUUCAAAGAAAAAUGUAAGACUGAAUAGAGUCUUGUUGGGUUUUUUUUAUUGAAUAUUACUUCGAAUUCCCGUGUCCCAUAAUUCCCAGUGUUCCUGAGUUUUAAAAAUUUUAGAUUUUAUUUUUAAAUGACAUGGCAUAUUGAAAUUUGUAGGCAUUUUCUUCUCAGAAAGAAUAUUGAAAAGGUUCUAGGGUUUAUGUUUUUUUAGGCUCAGGUGGUCCUGAUGAAAUUACCAGAAGUAAUUUGUUGCUAGUCCUGAGAUGCAAACACCAGACAUUACAGUCUAACAAAAGUUGGCGUUCCCUUUGUGUGUUCCUGUAGAGGGCGACCUUCAAUACAACAAUACAACAUUAGAAAUACACCUGUGUGGAAAAUGAGGCCUGUUUUGUCGAUCAAUGCUUUUUAACUGUUGCGCCUGCAAUUUUAUAAGACAUACGAUCACCUCAGACUCUUUUUAGAGUGUGGUCUCUCACACUCCUGCAGUUAUGUGUUGAUCCAUUGACUGUCAAUAAGAUAAAGCCUGGAUUUAGUUUUAAAUCAUUUAUAUUCUAGCACGUUUACAAAAACAAUAUAUGGACAAAAUGUUUGUGGCACCUGAGCAGAUUUUAAUGUGCUUUUUAAUCAUCCUAUUUCAAAUGUAGUCUCCCUUUGCUCUUAUAAUAACCUUCACCCUCUGGGAAGAUGUUCCACUUGAUGUUGGAGUGUGAUUGUGGAGAUUUGCUCUAAUUCUGGUACUGAUGUAGGUGAGGUGAGGAGGCCUGGGGUGCAGUCAGCGUCCAAAUUCAUCUCGGAAUUUUCAACAGGGUUGAGGUCAGAGCUCUAUUGUUGACCACUGAAGAUCUUCCACUGCAAUGCUUCUAAUGCAUGUAUUCAUGAAGCUUGCUGUAUCAGGUUUGGGUCUCCUAGUUCAUGUAAGGUAAAAAAAGAGACGUCUUAUACAAUUGUGUGCCUCAAACUGUGUGCUAGCAGUUCCACAUAUAGCUGGAAAAGUCAAUACUUUUGUCUAAGCAUCUUAAGAAUGUUAUCUUGAACCUAUCCAAAGAAGAAGGAAGAGGUGGUCUUUAGUGGAAUUCAAUGUCCUUCGUCACCCUUGUACAGCUUAUCUAGAUGUUCUUUAAGUUCCUGGUUUAUUGAUUACUGAGAUCGGAACAUGGAGGCUUGACCUUUUAUGAAUAUCCUCCAAAACCGCUUACUUUUUUCAUUCAUUGGGAACAUACUGAAAGAUCUCCUUUUGUCACGCAGUUCCUUUAGGGGGAGCUCUGGCGCUGUUCAAAUGCAUCCUUUUUUUUUCGUGUAUGUGCAUAGUAUGUGAGGUUACACACACACACACACACACACACACACACACAGAGUGGCUGCUUGUUUUGUUAGAUAAAAGUGGGCUGACGUGAGGCUGCCAGGUCAGAACACGUGGCCUGCCCUCUCUAUGGUGAUGCUCCCUUUCUUGUGCUUCCUUUUGCUUUUCCUUUAUUUGCCUCCACAAACAGUUACUUUUGUUUUUGGCACAAAAGAAGCAAUUCAAUCGAGUUUUUUUUUUUUUUUUUUUUUGUAAUAACAGCUUUUGGAAAGCUGCCUUUUUGCAGCAGAAGGUCAGAUGUAUAACGAAACACCACGGGUCUGGUUUUUCGCUUCCUCUAUCAAUAAUCAACCAUGAUUGUGUUUUGUUUAAAGAUCCCUCUGUGAAGAGAAAAUAAUGACAGACAAAAACUAUAUCCUCAGCUUUAUUUCAGUUAUGGAUAUAAUUUAUGUUUAUGUCAUAUAUUUACUAAGAAGUGUCUAGUUGCUAUUAGGUGUGAAGUGGAGAUUUAUGCUACUCACCGGAAUUAAAGAAAACAAGCCAUGAUACAAUGUUUUCAAAACCGAUACUGAAAAGUCAAGUCAAGUCAAGUCCAGUUUCUUUCUAUAGCGCUUUUUACAACAGACAUUGUCUCAAAGCAGCUUUACGGAAAUCAACAGUUAAGGUGAAUGGUGUGU